AUAGUCUCUACGUUGAUUCUGCUUCUCGUCCUGAUGAUUAUGAUCUUCCUUCGAAAGAAAAUAUAUUUUGCUAGCAAUGUUAUUGGAGAGGCGAGCAAGGCCAUUGGCCACAUGCCAUUUACCCUCUUUUGGCCAAUCUUCCCAUUCGCUUUUAUCCUUGGAACGUUUGCCCUGUGGCUUUUUGUUGACCUCAAUCUUCGAUCGAUAGCAACAGCUGAGGGCGUCUACCUCAAUAAAACCGCGGCUGAAUCACCGGCCUAUACCCCGUGGUUGCAAAUCUUCAAUUUUGCAGCGUGUCUUUGGCUCAUCAAUUACAUCAUUGCUGUCGAUCAGUUGACUCUCGCGGGAGCCUUCGCCACGUUCUACUUCUCUCAAAGUAAAAAGCGCCGUCGUGAUGGCUCGAGUCCUUGCUACUUCUGCGGAGUCUUUUUGAUCUUUGGAACUUGUGCCAGUGCCAUAAUCUUCCACUCUGGUUCAUUGGCAUUUGGCUCGCUUCUCAUCACUCUUUUGUGGAUUUUGAGGGCAAUUCUACUGAAGAUUGAGAGACGUCUUAAGCUGGCAGACAAUGAGAUUGCUAAAUUCUUUAUAAAGUGUCUCUGUUGCUGUUUCUGGUGCUUGGAUAAGUUCCUUCGAUUCCUGAACAAAAAUGCCUAUAUUAUGAUGGCAAUAUACGGACAUGGAUUUUGUCGGUCGGCGAGAGAUGUGUUCAGUCUCAUAGUACGAAAUGUGGUCAGAUGCUGGGAUUCUGACAAACGCUUCCGGCAUUCGCUUCCCGUUGUUGGUGUCUCUGUGACUUGUCUAUCAUCAUCAUCAGCAGCAGCAGGGGAUCACACGCUGUGUUAUUCCAGUUGGGAUUUAGAUAAUCGCAGCAGCUAUUGAGUCUUCGUGGUGGAGGCAAUUACUGACUUCGUUCUGUUUGUGGGAAAAUUGGCUGUCAGUGUUGCUGUCUCAUUCUUUGCUUACGCGUAUCUGAGUGGAGUGAUCUCAGAUCGUUUUGCCAUCGUCCCGGAUCCGACUAUUCACCUUAAUUACAUCGUUGUGCCCAUCCUGGUUAUCGGUCUGGGCUCCUUCUUCGUGGCCAAGGCGUUCUUCACAGUCUAUGAGAUGGGUAUUGAUACCAUCUUUAUCUGUGUCUGUGAAGAUUUGGAGCGCAACGACGGAAGUGAAGAGAAGCCCUACUUGAUGAGUAAAUCACUGAUGCAGACGCUGAAAAAGCCCGAAGUGGAAGAAUGA
This is a messenger RNA of Rodentolepis nana, 1233 nucleotides long. The record is from the annotation of a GenBank genome assembly. Lineage: Eukaryota; Metazoa; Platyhelminthes; Cestoda; Cyclophyllidea; Hymenolepididae.